Striga asiatica is the source of this 1481-nucleotide messenger RNA. The record is from the annotation of a GenBank genome assembly. Lineage: Eukaryota; Viridiplantae; Streptophyta; Magnoliopsida; Lamiales; Orobanchaceae.
AAAUAAACCCAGACUCUUCCCCUNUCUAUUUUCAAAAAAAAAAAUAUUUUCCACAAUAAAUUCCAAGAAAAAAGAAUGAACAAGAUUCGAGGAUAUUGCAAUUUGUCACACUUCCUCUCUUCUCAUUUGAUUUGCUAGCAAGAUAUUCUUCCUUUCUUUUCUUAGAUUGAGCUGAAAAGAAAGAUAUUAUGGAUUUGAACGAAUUCCGUUCGUUUAUAUUGGAAUCAGGGCUGGAUAUCUGGACGUGGAUCGACAUGUCUAUAUCGGUUGCUUGUGCUGAUCACGAAAACGAGCUGAAAACUCGAAGAGAUGGAAUCAUUCAGAGGCUCUACGCACCGGCAUUUUCCGGGUGUCGGAAUUGCAAUAACGGGUUGUCAAGGGGGUCGAAAUGCGAUUUGAAGGAAGUUGAGGGGUGCCAGCAGAAAAAGGAUGAUAUUGGCUUUCAGAGUAUAGAAAGAGAAGAAGAUGAAGAUGAAAAGGAUGAUGAUGACGAUGAGAAAAAUAAGAAAGAGAUUCUUGAAAUUAAGACACUUUUAGAUGAUGAAAACCAGAGUGAAGGGUGUUUGAUUGAGCUGCUGCAGAGGCUUGUGGAGAUGGAAACUACAUUCCAAACUCUUAAGGACACGGAUAUUGGAAGGCAUGUGAGUAAACUGAGAAAGCAUUCUUCUAAUGAGGUGCGCAGGCUGGUGAAAUUUCUCGUCAGAAAAUGGAAGGAUAUUGUGGAUGAAUGGGUGAAAUUGAAUACACCUAUUGAUGAAGAAGCCACUAAAUUAAAUGCCAAAAAACAGAGAACAGAAAUAAGGGACUUUCACAAUGUGCAAAAACUGAAAAAUGCAGUUCUUAGCAACAAUGGAGGCAGUGUCCCUGUGAGAAACUGGUGAAUUUUGCUAUAAUACUGUCACCAAGUUCAAAGAAUAUGAUAUUAGCUGUAAAUGAGGAUAUGCUUCAAGAUUGGGCUAUGUCUUUCUAGCAGAAAAAUGCAUUGAUUCUAGCCUUUACAAUACAAGUGACUUGGUAAAAAAGAAGGGGAAAUGGAAUAGAAUAUGAGAAUAUUUUAUAAUUUUUAUUUUGGAAAUCCCAUGUGAUUUUGUUAGGUUGAAAAUUGAAUUAUUGGAUAUGUUUAUGCAAGCUUGGGUGGCCAGAUUUCACUAGUGGACAAAAAAAUAGCUGCUUGUAGAGUUGAUUUAGGCUAUCCUUUGUGGGGUUCACCAUAUGACCUGAUGUGCAAGUGUACAUAAGCCAUAAGGGCAUACUUUUUUUUUAUUAAUUGGCAAACAUAUGGUGUAAACCUUUAUUGACAUCUACUUUGUUGUUUUGGGAUUAAUUUGUUAGCUGUCUUGUGGGUUUUUCAAACAAUGAUCCCAAAUUAGAGCUAGUGUGGUGUGAAUGUGUGUAUGAUAAUUGAUGCACAAUACAAUUUUGUAUCAAGUCCUAUAAAAAAAGUAGUGAGAUCUAAUCACAAUCAAUUUAAUGAGAGGAGG